UCACUUUUACUCUCAAGUCCUUCAAUCUUGAAUGCUAUUGAAACGAGCGCCAGUGGGCAUGGCCCUUCUAGGUGGAAUGAUCGACUAUAGUUGGAAGCAGCAACCACCACGAGACUUCUCAUUCAAAGGAGCGAGCUCCUAGAACCAUCCACCUCAUCCGUAACUCAAUUCCUCGCCUUCACCUUUGGCUGGGUCAACGCCGCAACGAUGACCGGUAACACGCUGACCAUCUCACCGAGACCUGCAUAGGCUGGAGGAAUGCGGACUUUGACAAAAGCUCCUCCUGCGAGCAAGAUGGCAAGCAUAUUAUAGACGGCCGACCAGACGAAGUUGAAGGUGAUGCGUCGGAAUGCGGCCUUGGACACAUCCAAUAAAUUGACCACGCCGUCGAGAUUGCGAAGGAGGACAACGUCCGCCGUGGCACGCGUGACAUCCGAGGAGGACUCGAUCUGGACCCCGACAUUGGCUUGAGCCACCGCGACAGCGUCAUUUGUCCCGUCUCCGCAGAAAAGUGUGACCUUCCCGGCAUCCAUGAGUUGGCGUACAUAGUCUUGCUUCUGCGCCGGGGUUCGCUCUGCAGCGAUGUUGUCCAGAGGAAUCCCAAGGUCUGCUGCUACACCUUCCACGACACGGCGCCCAUCGCCACUUACGAUAUGAACAUCGAUGCGCCGUCGGUGAAGCUCUUGAAUGAUACCGGUCGCUCCUUCACGAAGCCGAGACUUCAGCCCGAAUAUUGCAGCCAAGCAGCCAUCGACCGUGACGCAGAGAACUGUCAAACCUUGUGCCGCAAAGUCGACGACCUCAGGCCUCUCGCUGAUAUUGAGCCACUUUGCAUUCCCGGCACGGAUUGUCAAUCCUUGCCACUUCGCUUCAAUCCCACAGCCAGGAAUGGACGAGACUCCCUCCAUCUCUGUCUGGCCGAGGCCCCGUGCAUCAAGUGUUUUUGCCACGGCUUCAGACACUGGAUGUUUGUUGCUCUUCACCAUUUUCAAAAUCAAGGAGAGCAGGGUGUUUCGGCCAGUUCUGUCAGUGGGGAAGAGUUGCUCUUUCACGACUUCAAGGCUUGGCUCAGUCAAUGUUCCAGUCUUAUCAAAGACCACGUCGGUGACCUUGAAGCCACGUUGGAUGACAUCCGCAGUCUUGAUGAUGACACCUCCACGCGCAGCCACCCCUCCAGCGACGACAAGGACCAUCGGAACCGCCAACCCAAGCGCACAAGGACAAGUGAUAGCCAGGACCGCAAUGGCAUAACCUAUAGCAGUUCCAAUAGCGUCACCAGCAGGUUGUUUUCGAAUCUUCAGCACAACCAAGACCCAGACGGUGAAGACAAUAACGGCGACCGUGCAUACAACAGGGACAAAAUAUCCCGCUACCUUAUCUGCCAAGUCUUGGACGCGAGGUUUGAAACUUUGUGCUUGUUCAACCAGGUUGGCAAUAUCAGUAAUGGUAUUCCUCCCUGGCAGGCGAGACACCCGUGCUAUCAGUCUUCCGCUGCCGUUGAUAGUUCCUGACACAACAGAAUGUCCAGCGGUCUUGAAAACGGGGAUACUCUCGCCUGUGAGCAUUGCCUCAUCCACCUCACUCGCUCCUCCAAGUACAUCAGCGUCGGUGACGAUCCUUGAAUGGGGCAGUAUUGAGAUUCUGUCUCCGUAUUGAAGCAAUCGAGCAUCGAUCUCUCUGAUUUGUUCUGUUGUUGGAUCGAUGAGCAGAGCUGUCGAUGUUUGUAGAGAUCUCAACGACACAGCCUGCACCGCUCGUUUACGAGCCCAAGCCGCAAGAAGCCGACCAAGGAGGAUCAGCGUGACCAGCAGCGUACUCGUCUCGAAGAACGGUUUGGUCUCCAGGUCGAUGCCCGCAAAGAAGAGGCCAGUGGCAAUAAUCGAAUACACAUAUGCGGCUGUAAUGCUGAUGACCACAAGCAUGUCCAUCUCUACAACUUUGUUGUAUACCAAGGACGACAUGGCAGGAAUGUAGAACUCGGAAACUGCAAUUGCUUGAACCAUUGUGGCAAGGACUACGGCAACAAUCAGAGUGGUAUGCUCGGAAACACCUGAGGGGCGGCCCCAUUCGAGUACAACAACUGGGGUUGUCAGUAUAAAGGCUGCGGUUGUCAAAGCAGAGACUCGAAUGAGCCUGCGCUUCCCUUCAUCAAGGUAUGAGUCGCCGCGGGGAGGACCGAGUUGACCGUCAAUACCAGCGAGCAAGUCUCUGGCACCAAUCAUGCAUGGGUCAUAGCUGAUUUCAUAUGUUGUCUUGGAAAGCUUCUCGCAGCAUUCGACACCAUGAGGUAGGUUGUCUUGAAACCUGUUUGCUUCUGCCACACUCAUAACGACAUCGAUACACUGGGUGUCGGAAGAGAAUGGGGUCAACUUAUAGCCAGUGGCCCUCUGGGCACUGCGGAUCACGUUAUCGAGGGUGUUGACUUCGGUGUCGAGGCGGAAUUCGGCAACUCCACUGAUGAAAGUGACCUUAACGUCCUUGGUACCAUGCGCAGUUUGGAGUGCUCGGGUCAAGUUGUUCGCGCAGCCAGAGCAGUCCAUCCCAGUAACAUUCAGGAGAAUGUGUGAGAUCCCUGCUGCUUUCUCGAUGUCCACCGAAGACUUGAGAACGGCCUCAUCCUCGAAUUGAACUUGAUCAAGGCUCUCAUGGCUGCCACAGCAUUUUAUCUCAGGUUGUGUUGACGAUGAAUUCUGUGGCGCCUUCUUGAGACGGCGGCGAGACAAGACAGAUCCGUGCUCUUUCAUAUUGAGGUGAUGACUGUGGGAAGUGCUGAAUGCAGAGACGCCGAUGGAUGGAGGCUGUGGGCGGCAGGACUCAAUACGCCUGGCAGAGGAAAGAAUGCUUCGACAGAUGCACUGAGCUGACUCAAGGUAUGUGGCAUACUUCUCCAUUGCUGCUUUAAGAUGGACGUUGCAAGGCUCGUCAAGGUGGGUGCCAUCUUCACCGUGAGCAUGCUCGUGAGCUGCGCUUCGGAUAUGCUCGCUCGUCGCGUGUCCUUCGGCAUGACCGUGAUGGGCAUGAUUUCCAUUGUCGCAGCCAUCGUGGUGGACGGCCUCUUCGUCGGUUUCGUGGCUGUUUGUUGCGCUCGAACACUCUCGCUGAUUGACGCACGCCAUGGAGCACUCAAUGGCUGCGACAGUCUUGAUGCAAUUUUCUUCGAAUCUGAAUCAGCACAACCCCGGGGAAGGAUACUGGGCCUUACCAUUGCAUCUAUCGUCCUCACCGCACCGACUGAUGGUGCCUACGUCGACUUCCGAUGCUUCCACUGCCGAGCUGGUUGAAUCACAACAGACGCGGUGAGCCAACGUCGAAAGCGUCGCCACCGGGCUUCCGCAGCAAUUAACGAGGCCGUUGGUGGGCUUAUCGGCGCCGGAAGAGGUCAUCUUGAUCCUUUGGCAGGGCUGUCAGGUUCUCCUUCUUGGGUUUGGAAAUGGACAAGGGAUAUUCCAGCGUGGGUGUUGAUGGCUCUCGAUGAGGUGAUGUUUCGGAAUGGAAGCCUUCUACCGGCUCUCGGGAACGGUGAGUUGGCUUGGAGAAUCUGACUUGGUCUACGGAUCUAGACCCGACUGGGAAAUUUCAACCGCAGCCACUUGGCACCGCACUGUGCUGGCCAAACGGCGUUCAGUCGACGAGAUCAAGUGUUGCACAGCCUACCAACUGGAGGUCCACUGAAUGACGGCGUCGAUGGUUACAAUCAUGGACGGGGAUGGAAGCAAGUGAUGGUCUCAACCCCCGAGCGACACCUCUUUUCGCCGAAAAGACGUGACUGAUCAGGGGAAAUCUCUGCAGCCCAGGCAGUAAAUGAAAGCCGUUAUUUGAUUCUGUUCAUUGCUGGGCAAGCACGGACAAUCACCGGCAAGUUUUACAAGCCCUUAGACCUACUAGCCUGCGGCUUACAAACGAGCUGCGACUCGUUAUUGUUUCUUUCUUUCACCCUGCACGACCCCUUAAUCCUCGCCUUGGAGAGAAUUUCGAGGUUCUCUUGAGCAGCUGCUGCGUUUUCUCUUGCGAAUUCUAGCUUCUGUCUGUCGCCUAUCGUCAGCACAACCUUUUUCCGCGGUAUUCAGGAUGGCUCUGCGCCUGUCCAAGUCAACCAAGCUCAUUUUACUCCUCGCCAUUGAUAUACUCUUCUUUUUGGUGGAAUUGAUCGUGGGUAAGCUCAGAGCUUUGGAUUAUUCUAGUUGCCCGACUAGCUGACUAUCCUUUUACAGGCCUCAGCGUCCAUUCCCUUGCCCUCGUUGCUGAUGCCUUCCACAUGGUACCCAUUUCCGACCUAACUACCUUAUGAAUCUCCUUCUGACCAGCCCUACCAGUUCAAUGACAUUCUGUCGUUGCUAGUCGGCCUCUGGGCUAUCCAAGUCGCAACAACACACGAACCAUCUCGCAUCUACACAUAUGGCUGGCAGCGCGCUGAGACACUCGGUGCGCUGGUCAAUGGAGUAUUCCUCGUUGCUCUCUGCAUGUCGAUUCUCCUCGAGGCAAUCCAACGCUUCGCCGAACCUCAAGAAGUCUCCAGCCCGAUAUUGAUUCUCGUGGUCGGCUGCAAUGGCCUCGCUUCGAAUGUUCUCGGCAUGGUCCUCUUACAGUGGCGCGAGGAACCUGAGCCGGAGGGUUUGCCAGAUCAGGAACGAACAAAUAUACAAACGCCAUCACCACACUAUCGUGAGUGUCGACGGGUUGCGACCCUGUCACAGAUCUCGGUGCAUCCCACGACUUUGCGUUCCGAUAUCAUCGCGGCUGGUCAAUUACACCGGAUCCCUGCCAAUAGCAAGCAUGAAAGCGAGACCCAACCACUCCUUGCGCCUCCCCCGAUCGUCUCUGCAUCUGAAGGCCAAGCAGAGUCUGUGGAUCUACACAGGCACCAUAUACAUAAGCAAAAUGACGGCAGCAAAACAAAUGACAAACAUCAUGACUUGAACAUGACAGGAGUGCUCUUGCACGUUCUAGGGGAUGCUGUGGGCAAUAUUGGUGUUAUCGCCUCAGCCCUGUUCAUCUGGCUGACCGACUUCACCUGGCGCUUUUACGCCGACCCCGCUGUCUCUGUUCUCAUCACGGUUGUCAUUCUACAUUCGGCGGUCCCACUGGUGGUUGCGGCCUCCCGCAUCCUCUUGGAAGCUGUUCCUGAGGGUAUCAACGUCGAUGAGAUCAAACAGGACGUCAUCGCACUCCCUGGCGUUGCGGAUUGUCACGAUUUGCACGUCUCCCAAUUGAGUGACUCCAACGUGAUCGCUACCGUCCACAUCGAAGUUGACUACAAUGUCAUCAAGGACAACCACGAGCAGUAUCUUCAGUUGGCCGGGGCCAUUCGAGAUUGUCUUUCUGCUUAUGGUAUUUCUACUGCUACCAUUCAACCAGAGUUCUUCGCAUCAAGAGUUGAGAGGACAUCUGCAUCACAAGACACAAGCCAUGCAGGGCCUGCCUGAAUCUAGACGUCGCACGAUAAUUGAUGUCGCCUUUGGGAUACACCGUCCGAUCAAUGGUGGAUCAAAACAUUUUGAAGCUCUAUUGCCAAAUACUUUCUUCCGUAGCUCCUUUCGAUGUCAGAUAGUUACAUUGCUUCUCUCGGGCCGUGGCCGCAUUGUAGCUUUGUCUUUUCAUAAACCUUUCGCACUUCCUAGACUAUCAUCAGCACAUCCUAAUACACUUAUCCCGAGCUGAAGGACGUACAAUGGCGG
This is a messenger RNA of Cladophialophora immunda, 5675 nucleotides long. RefSeq lists its product as hypothetical. Gene Ontology annotation, cellular component: membrane. Lineage: Eukaryota; Fungi; Ascomycota; Eurotiomycetes; Chaetothyriales; Herpotrichiellaceae. Gene Ontology annotation, biological process: intracellular zinc ion homeostasis; zinc ion transmembrane transport. The record is from RefSeq and is a predicted model, not a curated record. The transcript is spliced from 2 exons. The coding region runs from base 4461 to 5423 and encodes 320 amino acids. Gene Ontology annotation, molecular function: zinc ion transmembrane transporter activity.